This is a messenger RNA of Oryzias melastigma (Indian medaka), 2706 nucleotides long. It is a transcript of the gene pdp1, whose product is annotated as pyruvate dehyrogenase phosphatase catalytic subunit 1. NCBI's taxonomy places the organism in Eukaryota, Metazoa, Chordata, Actinopteri, Beloniformes, Adrianichthyidae. Gene Ontology annotation, molecular function: protein serine/threonine phosphatase activity; cation binding. The coding region runs from base 146 to 1723 and encodes 525 amino acids. Gene Ontology annotation, biological process: protein dephosphorylation. The transcript is spliced from 9 exons. The record is from RefSeq and is a predicted model, not a curated record.
CGUCACGGCGUACAUCAGGUCUCAGCCAAUCCGCGCUAGGUCUGCGGUGCGGCGCUCACAGGAACGAUGCAGAGUGGAGGGGUCGGCGUCAAGCCAUGCACUUAAAUAACUUACCCACAUCCAGCAGUUAAGUGCACAGUCAACAAUGCCUGUUACAUCUCAGCUGCUCAGGGGUCUGCCCCGUGCCAAGGUCUUUGCCUCCGGUCUUGCACCAUGCCAACAUCACCAGGCUCAUUUUUUUCCCGUCACUCACUGGCCCACGUCAAGACAAACGUCCCUCGUCUUGGAAAGACGACAGCCAUCUAGAAGCUACCAAUCGUCCUCAGUGCUGUGCAGCUACAACCUCACACCUCCUCAGGUCAAUUCCAUUCUGAAAGCCAAUGAAUACAGCUUUAAGGUUCCUGAGUUUGAUGGGAAAAACGUAUCAUCAGUUCUGGGCUUUGAAAGCAAUCAGCUUCCAGCUAAUGCUCCUAUCGAAGAUCGACGGAGCGCAGCGACGUGCCUGCAGACCCGAGGAAUGCUGCUGGGUGUGUUUGAUGGUCACGCAGGUUGUGCUUGUGCUCAGGCGCUGUGUGAGCGGUUGUUUUACUACAUUGCAGUUUCCCUGCUUCCCCACGACACCUUGUGUGAGCUGGAGGCUGCGGUGGAGGCGGGGAGGCCUCUCAGUCCCAUUCUACAGUGGCACAAACAUCCCAAUGACUAUUUCAGCCGAGAGGCUCAGAAACUUUAUUUUAACAGCCUUCGAACAUACUGGCAGGAAUUAAUAGAUCUUACCAGCCCAGGAGAGAUUCCAGAAACCCGGGAGGCGCUGCUCAGUGCCUUCAAGAGGCUGGACAACGACAUUUCACUGGAGGCUCAGGUUGGAGACCCAAAUGCUUUCCUUCACUACUGGGUUCUGAGAGUGGCCUUCUCCGGGGCGACAGCUUGUGUGGCUCACAUUGACGGGCGAGACCUCUUCAUAGCUAAUGCAGGAGAUGCUCGGGCGGUGCUGGGAGUGCAGGAGGAGGACGGCUCCUUCACUGCUCACACCCUCUCCAACGACCACAGCGCCCAGAAUGAGAGCGAGGUCGCUCGCAUACGAAGUGAACACCCGCCAUCGGAAAGGAAGACGGUCAUACGUCAGGAUCGACUGUUAGGCCUUCUCAUGCCUUUCCGUGCGUUUGGUGACGUGAAGUUCAAGUGGAGUAUCGAGCUGCAGAAGCGAGUGCUGGAGUCUGGACCCGAUCAGCUCCACGAAAACGAGCACACAAAGUUUAUCCCCCCCAACUAUCACACACCCCCGUACCUGACUGCCGAGCCAGAGAUCACGCAUCACAGACUUCGACCACAGGAUCGAUUUAUGGUAAUCGGCUCAGACGGCCUGUGGGAGACCCUCCACAGGCAGGAGGUGGUUCGCAUCGUGGGGGAGUACUUAACAGGAGUGCAUCAGUGUCAGCCCCUCAAAGUGGGCGGCUACAAAGUCACUCUGGGACAAAUGCAAGGGCUACUGGAGGAACGAAAGACCCGAAUGUCGUCGGCCUUUGAGGAUCAGAACUCUGCGACCCACUUGAUACGCCACGCGGUGGGAAACAACGAGUUUGGUACCGUGGACCACGAGAGGCUGUCGAAAAUGCUGUCACUCCCAGAGGAGCUGGCUCGCAUGUACCGCGACGACAUCACCAUCAUCAUCACUCAGUUCAACCCUCACGUGAUCGGAGCGCAGAGGCAGGAAGGGCAGUCCUGAGCUGGACACGUUCACACACACACUGCAGCACUGUGCUGACAGUUCAGCGGACAAGCAAAGGUCAUAUGAUACUCUGAGAUGAAGUUUUAACACUUUUAAUAUAAAAAUGUAUCUUUUUUUUAAUUAAGAGAUCUGUUAAAACUGGAUCUCAAUAAUAAAAAAGAGCUAAAGGUUAUUUAUGUUGCCAGUUUUGCCUGGCAACUAUUAUCACUUUUCAUUGUUGCUGAUAUCAUUGUUACAUUUUUUUAAAGCUAAAUAUUUUGUUUUGUUUUUUUUAAAGACUCAACUGGAUUGAAGUUACAAAAAUCCACUCUAAGAAAUAAGAUUUUGUCAUGGAAUUAAGGACAGGCUUCACAUUAUUAUUUUUUUUUUUGUAGUGUCUACCACAGGUCUUCAUUUUUGGGGGAUUUCUGUGCUCCAUUACCAAUUGUUACAAAAAACACUUUAAAUCACGUGAUUUAUGAGGUUACAACAUAUUUAUUUUGAGGCAUCACACGCACAAAUGUUUGCAAGUUGAGUCACUAUUAUUUUUUUAUUUUAAAGCUGCUUUCAGAAAGAUGUUUUAAUUAAAUGAUUCCUGGAUUGGUUUUCCACUUGCAGAAGCCUUAUGGAAGUGAGUUAUUGCUCUUUUCUGCGUUAUGCAACACUGCGUUGCUUCCGCUGAGGUUCACCGCUGCUACUUUUCCAAAUGUUUUGAAGGUUAAAAGAGAGAGUCAUCAGUUUUCCUGACAAGUCUUUUGCUUGUUGUUUCUUUUGGCUUGGGAUUUGGUUUUUUGUACACGGCGGUGGUUCAAUACCAUUUUAAUUUUGACGCUCAGCAGUUACUUGUAAAUCACAAGGUCGUGACUAUUAAAGGGUAUUUUACGGCGGGUGUGUAUUUGAAGAAAGUUGUUUUAGCUUUGGAUAUUAAUUAAUUUUAGGUUCUAUGUUAUACAUCUCCUUGUAUAUAUAAAUAAAUGAAUGAAUAAAACAUUUAACAAGCA